Molecule: messenger RNA, 579 nt
Organism: Coccidioides immitis RS
Lineage: Eukaryota; Fungi; Ascomycota; Eurotiomycetes; Onygenales; Onygenaceae
Exons: 2
Coding region: 1-579 (192 amino acids)
Source: RefSeq, a predicted model, not a curated record
AUGGUCCACAGCCCGAUUGAGUUUCCUGGCCGGACAGACAUCAUCAACCUCACUGGUGAAGAUGACACUGAACCUGACACCGAGCCAGCAGGUGAUGACACCACGCGCACUGAAGUUGUCGACGAGGGCAGUGACAGUGACAGUGGCGACAGCUGCGGGAGCACUGGACCCAUCAAUGAGGAAUACAACACCAUGCACAAGGCAGGAAGCCAAGUUGCCCUGGGCGAGGCUUCAACAGCGACCAGUUGCCGCGCCAGCAGCCAUGCCCGUGCCCAAGCUCCGGGCGAACACCGCUAUCUGUUACGGUCCCAAUCUCGCACCGGUUCAUCCGGCCCGGCACGCAGCACUACCAUAGGAACCAAGGAAGGGGCCAGUCCACCCUUCAAACCAGCACUCGGCGCGCCGAUGCGUGCCUUCUUUAGAACUAUGCGUGUUGGCAGUGAGGAGGCAUAUCAGAUUACCUUCCUGCCCGAUCGGGCGGAUAGUUCGAAUUCCGUCUUAAAUGGGCUGAAAGCAUGCCUGGCUCGCAGUUAUACAGAAGAGUCAUUCCCUGCACACAAGAAGCAACGGCGGGCGUGA